Molecule: messenger RNA, 2271 nt
Organism: Penicillium odoratum
Lineage: Eukaryota; Fungi; Ascomycota; Eurotiomycetes; Eurotiales; Aspergillaceae
Exons: 3
Coding region: 1-2271 (756 amino acids)
Source: RefSeq, a predicted model, not a curated record
AUGCUCGACUAUGAAGUUGGCGCUUCUGGACUAGCAGAUGGGGCUUGGAUCAAGGGUACUUUCAAAUUUUACUCGGACUGGGCGCUGUUUCAGACAUCAGACCGUACAAAAGACAACUAUGUCAGCGCGGAGUAUAUUCCGAACACCCUUUUCCCCGAUCAGACCCCAGCGACAGUACAGUCACUGGGGAUCCGAUUCGACCAAAAGGGCCACGAGCGACCCUUUCAAAAGGCUGUUAUUGUGGAUGUUCAAGACGGUUACAUGAAUCCUGGUGAUCGGAUUGUCAUUCGCCUGGGAGACCGUCGCUAUGGGGCAAGAGGAACGCGAGCUCAAACCUUUGUAGAAAAGGACUUCCGUUGGAGAUUUUAUAUUGAUCCUGUCGGGACUUCUCGUUUCGCGCCAAUUCAACCCGACAUCUCUUGGGACAUCUUGGCUGGUCCUAUCCAUCGCAUUCAAACUGUUUCUCCUAGAGUCCUGCAACCUUCUGUUCCAUUUCCAGUUCACUCGCACGCCGAGGAUAUCUGGGGAAAUGUGACCAGCGACCUUGGAGAUUUGUCCUUUGAGUUGAAAAUUUCAGACAAACACUUAAAGGUCGUGAGGGCACGUGAAGUUUCUCUCUCAAGCCACGGCUGGACCAACGCGAUAUUUUCCAACCUGAGCAUAGAAUCCGACGGGGAUUACACGGUUGAUGUGACCUUGAAAGCUCAGGAUACCAAUAUCAUUGCAUCUCAAAGAACCCUGAUUACAGUAUGCUCUGACCUCUCAGUCCCAAAGGCCCUCUUCGGUGACUUACACGUCCACUCCGACGACACUGUGGGAACCGAGUCAUCCAUAUAUAACUUCUCAUAUGGCCGGGAAAUUGCUGCGCUUGAUGUUCUUGGAUACACUGCCAAUGACUUCCAAAUCACAAAAGACCGCUGGGACGGGACAACGGAGUUGAUAAAAUCACUCAACAAGCCUGGCGAGUUCGUCAUCUUCCCUGGUAACGAGUGGUGCGGAAACUCCGCAGCAGGAGGAGAUCACAAUGUUGUCUUUCUCGCUGAUCCAGCAAUAAAUCCACCCGAGUUCCCGUUCGAUCGCCAUGGUAAUGUUGCCCGCUCAUUUGAAUGGUCUGAGCAUGGCCCCAAAGAUCUUGUCCCUGGAGCUUGGCCACUGGAUGAGGUUUACUGCAUCUACGCCAGGGAAGCAGAGAACCAUCUCCUUAUCCCUCAUGUUGGCGGUCGUCGCUGUAAUUUGGCAUGGAAUCAUCCUCGACUAGAGCGCCUUGUCGAAAUUGGCAGUGCAUGGGGCCAGUUUGAGUGGCUACUGCGUGAUGCCGUCCGUAGGGGUUGGAGACUCGGAGUCUGCGCCAAUUCCGAUGAGCAUCGCGGUCGAUGUGGCGGUGGUGUUCCCGGAACUGCAGUAUUCGGUACUCGAGGAGGUCUCACGGGGAUUCUGGCUUCGAGACUCGAGCGUCAAGAUGUGGCCGAUGCUUUACGAGCCCGUCGCACUUUCGCAACUACUGGUCAGCGAUUAGUAGGGCUGGUGAAAACUGCCGAUGGGUCUGCCAUGCAGGGCGACGAGAUCAAAAUCUCAAAUCAAGAAACGCUAGAGCUGGAUUACCAUUUCCUUGGUGAGAAGGGGUUCUCCUCUAUCGAGGCUUUUGAUGCAUCCGGUUUAAUCUGGCGAAGACACUUUUGGUCGGAGUCUGACGUGCCUGCUACAAUCUUGCGGGUAACUUGGGGUGGAGCGAGAUUGUAUGACCGGUACCGUGAAGCUGUCUGGAAUGGAACUAUUACUGUUUCGGGAAGUGUUGUGCAGGAUGUUGUGCCGUUCGGAGGUCUCGAGGACAACACAGAAGACUUUGCUCGGGAAAGAGGAGGAAAUUCAGUGGAAUUUUCGAGCAAGACAAGUGGUGACAUCGACGGGGUCAAUGUUGUUUUGCAAGGCGAGAGCUUCCCGCGAACGAUACGCGUGGCAGGCUCACUGGGGGGAUAUGUCAAGGUUGGAGACGCAUUAGCCGAGAACCCUCACAAAGCCCAACCUACAUUUGAGCUCGAGACAUCUUGGGAGGAGGUCAAACGUCCAGAUGGAAAGCUGGUAGAUAUUCUUGGUGGUGCGGAGCUAUUUAUCCGUGUUGAAGCAAUCCCAAGCGUGGAGCUACCACGAAGGAUACAGGGAAGAGCGUUGUUCAAUGGUCAAGAAAUAGAGUCACGCUCGAUAUAUUUUGUUGGUCGAGAGUGGAGUGGAGAGAAAGUUAUCACAAGUCCGAUUUUCAUAGACUAUAUUUGA